This is a messenger RNA of Cannabis sativa, 1292 nucleotides long. RefSeq lists its product as uncharacterized. Lineage: Eukaryota; Viridiplantae; Streptophyta; Magnoliopsida; Rosales; Cannabaceae. The record is from RefSeq and is a predicted model, not a curated record. Bases 220 to 1017 code for a protein of 265 amino acids. The transcript has 2 exons. Gene Ontology annotation, molecular function: S-adenosylmethionine-dependent methyltransferase activity.
UCGAUUUCUCUUUUUCUUCAAACAAUCUACUCUAAAAUUGUCAUGGGUGGGGCUUGAAAAAAGAAAAAGAAAAAACAUUUUAGUCAUUAAGAAAUUCGAAAGAAACUUCCCACUGAAUAGCCCUCCACCAUAUGUGCCCAAGAAACUAAUAAUAUUUAAUUGAUUCGAAAACAAAUAAAUUGGUAUUACUCACUAAACUGCAAAACUCUAGGGAGAGAAAUGGCUGAAUUGUUUGUUAAGCAAUCAGAGCCGUACGCCCAAGCUCGGCCUGAUUACCCAAAAGAGCUCUUUGAAUUCAUUGCCACCAAGACUCCCUUUCACGACCUCGCCUGGGAUGUCGGCACUGGAACUGGACAAGCUGCCCACUCGCUAGCUGAGAUAUACAAGAACGUUAUUGGAACAGACACAAGCUUAAAACAACUCCAAUUCACAACAUCGCGCCCAAAUAUUCGUUAUGAGCAAACCCUACCAGUCAUGUCCACAACUGAAAUCAAUGAAAAAGUAGCACCGGAAUCAAGCGUCGAUUUGGUUACAGUAGCCCAAGCUCUUCAUUGGCUCGACCUCCCAAACUUCUAUGAGCAAGUAAGGUUUGUACUCAAGAAACCAAACGGCGUCGUCGCGGCUUGGUGCUAUACCCUGCCACGUGUCAACGAUUCAGUGGAUCAAGUCUUGGAUCGGUUCUACGCUGAAUCUCAUCCUUACUGGGACUCAGCUCGAAAAUUAGUGGAGAACGAAUACAGGGACAUUGAUUUUCCCUUUGAGCCGGUGGAUGGGACCAACGAAACGGGGCCGUUUCAAUUUGUGAGUGAGAAAAUGAUGAACUUGGAGGAGUUUUUGACAUAUCUGAAGUCAUGGUCAGCAUAUCAAACAGCUAAGGACAAGGGCGUGGAGCUUUUGGUGGAUCGUGUGGUUGAGGAUUUUAAAGGAGCAUGGGAAAGUGAUGAAGGUGGAUCAUAUGGUAAAAAGGUUGUCAAGUAUCCUGUGUUUUUGAGGAUUGGAAAAGUGAAGAACGUGUAAGGUAAAAGCUUUUAGUAAUUUGAUGUUUUUCCAAUAAUUAAUUUUGUAAAUCAAACUUUGGAUGUGCUUAGAAAUUACUAUGUACCUAAGAAGCAAAAUAGUGAUCUAUUGCUAAAUUAAUAUAGCUCAUUUUGUUCAAGUUUGUUGAAGUAUUAAAAGUGGAUUCAAAUUUGGAUUGAUUCAAAUUUGAAUUAUAAUAUAGCACAAUAUAAAAUUUGUAUCAUAAUAAAUAUAUUAGAUGAGUGCUAAGAAACUUUUUAUCCCACUCUUUAUUG